GAAUCUUUGGGAAUUUGGUGCAGGGGUGUUUUUUUGGGGAUGAGAGGAGCUGAGAGAUGGGAAUGGGAGGAAUUGCAGGAUUUGUUUUUGGCUUUUGCAGACCUGAACAAGGCGUGUGGCAAUGCCAUGGACGCCCACGAGGCGGCGCAGAUGCACCAGAACUUCUCGCAGCAGCUGCUGCAGGAUCACAUCGAGGCCUGCAGCCUCCCCGAGCACAACCUGAUCACGUGGACGGAUGGACCCCCCCCAGUCCAGUUCCAGGCCCAGAACGGCCCCACCACCAGCCUGGCCAGUCUGCUGUGAAUUCCAGGAGAACUCCAGGAAAAUUCCCAGAAAAUUCCAGGAGA
Molecule: messenger RNA, 347 nt
Organism: Ficedula albicollis (Collared flycatcher)
Lineage: Eukaryota; Metazoa; Chordata; Aves; Passeriformes; Muscicapidae
Product: MAU2 chromatid cohesion factor homolog
Exons: 2
Coding region: 40-303 (87 amino acids)
Source: RefSeq, a predicted model, not a curated record